UCAGUACUUGAUUCCAUACAAGAUGAGCACAUUAUGUUUCAAUAUAGGUAGGAAAGGUCUCAAUUCAUGUAAGCUCUCUGGGAGCUUCCCUCAGCUCCAUCAUAAGGUUUAUUGUCAACAACCAGAGUUUCCAGUGUAUAUUAGGGAAGCUGCUUUAGAAAGCAGCGGUAGUGUUAUGUCUGCAAUAUUGUCCAAUUGGCAUAGAGUGAGAGUGGAUAUUCUAAAGGAGGAAUUCGUUGGGCAUUCGACUCGUUUUUCUAGAGAUAACUUAUUCAUUCUUGUGAGAUUUAUAACCGAUGCAAUUAAAAAAGUUCAGAAGAAACCUUUGCAAAUUAUAUUUCCUAAUAUUUUGCUUGCCGCUAGAGCUCGAAAUUAUUUUGGCUCAGAGACGAUAGCUGACGUCUUUAUCGACAGUUUAGAAAGUAUGGAAAGGAAAGAUAAUGUUCGUUGUGUUAUUCUGGUUAUGCCAUCUUCUCCUGAUGAGAAUGACAAAUGGAACAAUUUAUAUUCCAUGAUUGUUCAACAAGAGUCGCUCUUCUAUGUGUUGUUGAAUCCUCAAAGUAGAGAUAAUACUGAAGUUGGACGCUUUCCUCAUUUUUCCUUUCAACAUUACAAUGGAUGGAAAUACUACAAAAGUGUUUAUUUUUUACAUUCCUUUGUUUUAGAUGAUAUUUGUAGAAUCCCUAUGGAAGUGGUUGUAUACAAAAAGCAUCCCUUUUAUUGCAAACUAUAUUAUCGUCCUCAAAAGACAACAAGUAUGGGUUCAGAAUGGAAUACAGUGGAAUGGAACAACUUUAUGUUACCAGACAUUGAAGAAAUUGUUCAACUCAUCCAUACUAAGGAUACUCCAUAUAGAAUAUAAUAAAGGAAAUCCAUUCUUCACUCAUAUAAAAUGGACACUUUAUAU
Messenger RNA from Galdieria sulphuraria, 907 nucleotides. RefSeq lists its product as uncharacterized. The coding region runs from base 23 to 862 and encodes 279 amino acids. The record is from RefSeq and is a predicted model, not a curated record. The transcript is spliced from 3 exons. Lineage: Eukaryota; Rhodophyta; Bangiophyceae; Galdieriales; Galdieriaceae.